AUGGGAGACUGGAAUUUCCUUGGAGGCAUUUUAGAGGAGGUCCACAUUCAUUCCACUAUUAUUGGAAAGAUUUGGCUAACAAUCCUCUUCAUAUUUCGAAUGCUUGUCCUUGGAGUGGCAACUGAGGAUGUUUGGAAUGAUGAACAAUCAGAAUUCAUAUGCAAUACUGAGCAGCCUGGUUGCAGAAAUGUGUGCUAUGACGAGGCUUUUCCCAUCUCUCUUAUAAGAUACUGGGUCUUGCAAGUUAUAUUUGUGUCUUCCCCUUCCUUGGUGUAUAUGGGUCAUGCCUUAUACAGACUAAGAGCCUUGGAAAAAGAAAGGCAAAAAAAGAAAGCUCAGGUAAGGGUGGAACUUGAAAGCACUGAAUUAGAAAUGACUGAAAAUCGUAAAAGACUGGAGAGGGAGCUCCGGCAACUGGAUCAAAGGAAGCUGAACAAAGCACCCCUAAGAGGCUCUUUGCUCUGCACUUAUGUGAUACAUAUUUUCACAAGAUCUGCAGUGGAAGUUGGUUUUAUGAUUGGGCAGUAUCUUCUUUAUGGUUUUCACUUAGAUCCCCUUUAUAAAUGUCAGAGAGACCCAUGUCCAAACACAGUUGACUGCUUUGUAUCUAGACCAACAGAAAAGACAGUGUUUAUAUUAUUUAUGCAAUCAAUAGCAACCGUGUCAUUGUUUUUAAAUAUUCUAGAAAUUAUCCACUUAGGAUUCCGAAAAAUUAAAAUGGGACUCUGUGAGCAGAAUAAAACUAAAGAUGACUCUGAGAAUUUCUACAUAAACAAAUCUAAGAAAUACUCUGUGAUACCACACUCUUCUUUGGGAAUAUCCACCACCCCUCAGAAAACACUUCCUUGUGCUCUUAGCAAUUAUACCUUUUUGAUGGAAAAGCAAACUGACAGUAUGCUCUACCCAGUUUUAAAUUCUCCUUCUGUGUUUCAGUCUGUGCAAAAUAACCAUACAGAAAGCAGCAGCAAUUACACCCAUUGCAAUCAGGAAAAUAAAUCUCCAAAGAAGAGGCCAGCCACAAAUGCUUUGGACAAUCAGACUCAAAAUGCUAGCACAAAUAAUAAUGAAGGCUUUCUUGGCGAGCUUUGGACUGAGAGGCAUGAUGCACAAGAAGAGGCAGAAAAGAAACAUUUUCCUGUUGAUACUCAGAAUGCAGAUACCACCUCAAACAUGUACUUGAGAAGCUUUGCUGAGAUGCCAUCUCAAACUUCACUGCAAGCUGGUACAACUUUCCCUUGUACCAGUUCUAGACGACAGGCAGUGGUUGAGAGCACAGGAGCACCAACACAUUCUCUUCCAAAGAACGGUGACAGAAGACAAAGCAGUUUCAGUGUAAACAAAGCCCAAAUUCCUUACAAUGCUGAUGGAAAAAAUUCCAGCCGACCAGACACUUCUGAUUCUAUGGGGGUGGUGAGCUCAGAGUCUACACAAAGCAGAAACUGGAAUAGUCCUAAGCUUUUCUCUCUGUCUCGGCAACAGUCACUGUCAAGUAAUGCCAGCAGUAGGCGUGCCCCCACUGACCUUCAAAUAUAGUGUGAGUUAACUCAUUAGCGGCACUCAUUAACUGCACUAACUCAUUAGCUGCACUAACCAGUGCUGGGAUAAUUCCUGAACAGAGACAUAACCCAGACCUAUGUGUAAGUGCAGCUAAAUAAUUCAACUUUAACCAGCUCUUUGCAUAGGUAGAAAAGUCGUGUAACUCUUUGAAGAGUAGCUAAGUAAUUUUAAACAGUCUCUUUACUUCCUUUGUAAUGCAAAUGUGGCACAGACCUCAGUAUAAACUUCUACACUCCAGCUAAAAAGGAAA
This is a messenger RNA of Onychostruthus taczanowskii (white-rumped snowfinch), 1807 nucleotides long. It is a transcript of the gene GJA9, whose product is annotated as gap junction protein alpha 9. The coding region runs from base 1 to 1533 and encodes 510 amino acids. The record is from RefSeq and is a predicted model, not a curated record. Gene Ontology annotation, biological process: cell communication. NCBI's taxonomy places the organism in Eukaryota, Metazoa, Chordata, Aves, Passeriformes, Passeridae. Gene Ontology annotation, cellular component: connexin complex. The transcript has a single exon.